This is a messenger RNA of Selaginella moellendorffii, 2539 nucleotides long. Its product is annotated as transcription initiation factor IIF subunit alpha. The coding region runs from base 27 to 1574 and encodes 515 amino acids. The transcript is spliced from 13 exons. The record is from RefSeq and is a predicted model, not a curated record. Gene Ontology annotation, cellular component: transcription factor TFIIF complex; nucleus. Gene Ontology annotation, molecular function: DNA binding; TFIIF-class transcription factor complex binding; RNA polymerase II general transcription initiation factor activity. Lineage: Eukaryota; Viridiplantae; Streptophyta; Lycopodiopsida; Selaginellales; Selaginellaceae. Gene Ontology annotation, biological process: transcription initiation at RNA polymerase II promoter; positive regulation of transcription elongation by RNA polymerase II.
AGGGCAUUUUGAUUUUCCUCGCGACGAUGAUGCACGCUGUCCCUGGCGCUGCCGCCUCGAGUGGCGAUCUCGUCCUGCGAUCGAACUGUGAGAGAUGUGGAGCUCCCGGCGCUUCCAAUGAGCUCUUCGCGGCGUCGUGCCGGCAUAUGACCCUAUGUAUGGCUUGCGGGAAAUCCAUGGCCGAGGCGAAAGCGUCGUGCGGCCUGUGCGGUGCUACCGUCAUUACACUGAUCAAGGAGUACAAGGUGAAGCGAGCGCCCAACCCAAAGCAGUGCUUUCUAGGGCGAUUUUCCCAGGGCUUGCCACUCUUCUCGACGAAGAAUAACCUCCACUGGACCAUGAGGAAGGAUAUUCCCAGGCCGACUGACCCAGCCAGAGAGAAGUUUAAGAUCACUGCUGAGAAGCUCAAGUCCAAGCCAUGGAUUUUGGAGGACGACACUGGUGCGUACCAAUUCCAGGGCCAGCUUGAAGGCGGCCAACAAGCGACCUACUACAUUCUCAUGAAGAGUGGGAGGGACUUUCAUGCGUUCCCAGCGGGUUCAUGGUUUAAUUUUCACAAACUCGUCCAGUACAAACAACUUACGCUCGAGGAAGCCGAGGAGCAGAUGAAGAACCGUCGCAAGACCGCGGACGGAUAUCAGAGGUGGAUCAUGAAGGCGGCAAAUGGCGCGGCGGCGUUUGGCGAAGUUGAAAAGACUGGAAGGCAGCGGAAGGAAGAUGAUGACGAUAAGAAGAAAGGAGCUAAAGUUGCCGAGGACGAUGAUCUCGCCAAGCCCGAAGAUUUUGAUCCGGAAGACGAAGUUGACAGAGGUGACGACUGGGAGCACGAAGAAACUUUCACGGAUGAUGACGAAGCCGUUGGUAAUGACCCCGAGGAGAGAGAUGAGCAACCAGAUGUUCCUGCUCCACCGGAAAUCAAACAGGAAGAGGAUGAGAUAGAAGCUGAGGAAGGAGGACAGCCUCAACAGGGUGAAAACGCCCUGAGUCAGUCUGGACGUGACAUGAAGAAGCUGCUUGGGAAGUCGGGGGGCCUUGAAGAAUCGGAGGACGACGACGAUGAGGAGGACGAGGAUAUGGAUCUGGACAACGAGAACAUCAGCUCUCCAGUCCUGGCUCCGAAGCACAAGGACGAAGCGGGCGACGCUACUCCAACGAAGUCUGCUAACGCGCGUCCUCCUGGAGGCCCUUCUGCUGCUUCAAAGAACAAGCGAAAGGUGGAUGAAGGAAAGACUGCCGCAGCAUCCAAAAAGUCCAAGACAGAGCCGAAGAAGGAGGUGCCAGCAGUAAAGAAGGAAAGCCCCUCUACAGUAAAGAAAGACGCUCCCAAGAAGGAAGCAGCAAAACCAGCCGCGGGAGCUUCUACUUCGUCCGCUAGCUCAGCUCUCGAGGAAGAAGUGAAAGCAGUGCUCAAGGACUCGGGUCCGAUGAAGAGCCAGGAUCUCGUGGCCAGGUUCCGGAGUAGGCUAAAGAACAAAGAGGAGAAGAACGCCUUCGCCAUGGUGCUCAAAAAGAUAUCUCGCAUCCAGAAAAGAGAUGGAGCAAGCUAUAUCGUGCUCAACAAGGAGGAGCGCUAAAAGUUUUGGCUUGCUCGCUCGCUCACUCACUCGCGGAGUAAAACUCUGUCCGUAACCGCCAUUGACAAUGUACGGCAGAGCUAUUGUAAAGUUCCGUUUGUAACUAUUUUAACAAGAUAAAAGAUAAUUUACCUUGCCGGGAGAGAGGGAAGGGCAUGGCAUUGGGACGAUCGAUCGAGCUUUCGCUCCAGAGAUUUCACCAUCGACCGCAUUCUUGCUCCUCCAUGGCGCCCAGCACUGCUGCAUUGUCCCAUGGUCUGGUGGCAUUCAGGAGGCCUCGGCUAAGUUCCAGCAGCACUAGUUCGUCCAGGAGCACGAAUUUGAGGAGCAGUGGCUUCCAAUGUCAAGAAAUCUUGCAAAGUACCCGGCGUGUCGGAGCGAUUGCCGACGGGGGUGUCGCGAUAGGGGCGGAGGAGGCGAAUGGAUUGGUAGAGCAGCUCCUCUCCAUGGUGCAAAGCUCGGAUCGAGGAGCAGCAUUGCGUAGUGAGCAUCACCAGAGCGUUGCGGAGAUUGUCCGCAAGCUCGAAGGAUUAAACAUUCCUCCAGAGCCUUUACAAAGUCCCUUGAUCUUGGGAGACUGGGAUGUGGAGUACUGCUCCAAUCCAACAGCCCCUGGAGGCUACUACCGCAGCGCGCUGGGAAGAUUUUUCCUCGCAACCGAAGCAAUGAUCCAGACUGUGAAAGCUCCCGACUUUGUGGGCAAUUCAGUCUCGUUCUCUCUGCUUGGAAUCCUCAAAGGCCAAGUCUCUCUCAAAGGCAAGCUGCUAGCUCUGGACGAGAAAUGGAUCGAGAUAACGUUUGAUCCUCCAUUUCUAAAGCUUGGUCCGAUCGAAGCGCAGUAUGGCAAGAGCAGCAAAGUUAAGAUCGCUGUUCUUUACGUGGACGAGAAAAUCAGGCUGGGAAGAGGCUCCAGAGGGGCAGUCUUCGUGUUUAAACGAAGAUAGUAAAAUCAAAUCUCCACCGCA